AUGGCUACAAAUGGUGUCCAGCAUCAGGGAUUCCCUCUAAGCUUUGUCGAAAUCGAGGGUCUGGUCAAGGCGUUCUACGAUCCCGGUAACGCCAAAAAGAUCACUCAGACAGAAGCGACAUUGCGAGUCUUGCAGCGCUCGCCUCAAGGGUGGGAGAUUGCAGACGCACUUCUAAAGAGUGACGACGAACAGGUCCGGUUUUUUGGGGCUUUGACAUUGACGGUCAAGCUCAACGCCGACUCGAAUGAGUUGAGCGAAGAACAUUCCGCACAACUGCUCACUACACUUAUCCACCAUCUAGUUUCACGCCCAUCGUCUUCAAUAGCGACUCGCAAGGUCAGUUCGACAUUGGCACAAUAUUUCGCCAAACCUAUCUCGGUAUGGAGCCUGUGCCUGCGCAGCUUGAUCGCAUCAUUUGCUGCCCAACAGCCUGUGCUCGACGAUGCGUUAGAAGGUCACCCUUCAACAUGGGAUCUGCUGCCCCAGCUGUCCGACGACCAACUGCUUGUCCUGCUAGAUUUUGCUAUGAACCUGGCGGAUGAGGCAAAGAAGCUCUCCGCGAGCCCAAACCGCAAAGUGCACCAUGAGAUGAUUGCCAAUGCGGAAAGUCUGGAGGCGCUUUUGCAUGCUUCGUUUGGACGCGGAUUCAAGUAUUUAUCAGUACCGAUCAACGACCCCAACUACGAUGUUUCGGUGCAGCAGGGAGAAAAGAUCUGCAUCGCUGCUUCGAAAACCUUCAUUGGCUGGAUCUUCUAUGCGCAAUCCGAAUUCAAGCACGUCCCAGAGAAGCUGCAUUACCUCCGAUCUGUCACUGAGCUCGCUUUGACAUGUCUAGAGUAUCACGUCGAAGAUGCUAUGGACCUUGUCGCAGAAGUUCUGGAAAACUAUCCAACAUUCUUCGAAGCAAAGCACCAGGAGAUGCUGUGGGCGGCGAUAGCCGGCCCAUGGGGGCUAGAAAUCUUGAGAGAGCAGGAUGCUGAAACAGUCUCGCUCGCCAGAAUUAUUGUUGCUUAUGGUCAGAUCCAGUUGGACGCGAGGAGUCUUUACAGAGAACAUGACACAGUUCACAACCAACAGGUCAUGUCAUUCCUGCAUGACCUACUAAAGUACACAGAGACCGUCGGCGUAGACGAUGACGUGGCGCCAGUCGUGCUUGACUUUUGGAGUGGUUUCGUCAGCGCAAUUGCAGAAGAAUCUUUCGAAUACACAGAGGGAGUGUCUCUGCCUUCUUGGAUGGAUGCUGCAAAGACGAACGUCUUUCAGGCUGUGUCCGAGCUCGCACAGAAAAUAAUCUACCCUCCGCCCAGCGAAACCAAAGGAUGGGAUUCAGACACCAAGAAGACGUUCAAGGUCUUUCGUAUCGAUGUUCGCGACAUCAUUAUGGAGGCCUACGAAUCUCUCCGCGAUGUCAUGACGGACCAGUUUAUCGACUUCACCCUGCACGCGCUUGGGACAGGCAACUGGCUGGAGCUUGAGGCUGGUCUUUUCUGUCUGAUGUCUAUCGCAGAUGCCUUCCAGGAGCGGGAUGACGAGCGCUUACAUCGUCUGUUCGAGCAGCCUCUUUUCUCGGCCAUGUCUGGCGAUGCCAACAUACCUGCCAUCACCCGGAGAUCUGCGGUAGAGCUGGUCGCAGCUCUCAACCAGUUCUUCUUGCGCAAUCCGCGCUUCCUGCCUCAGGUGUUGCCCUUCCUCCUCAAAGCGUUGGCUCAGCCCGCACUGGCUCACACGGCGGCCAAGUCAUUUGCGUCUCUGUGCUCGGAAUGCAGGAAGUCGCUCACGGGAGAACUCGACUCGUUCUUCCAGAUGUACGAGCAAUUCCUUACUUAUCCGACCGCAGAAGAAUUUACAAAGAGCAAAGUCCUCGAGGGCAUUGCUGCCAUCGUUCAGUCAGCGGACACCGAAGAGAAGCAACUCGUUGGUGUCAGACAGCUGUUCGGCUAUAUUGCGCACGAUGCGAUGAGCGCCAUCAAAGUCACAAAGGAAGGAAAUGACCCAGAACAAGGGCAGGUACUUGCACUGACAACCCUGAAAUGUUUGUCGAGUAUUGGUCGCGCGCUGCAGGCUCUCGACGAGGAAGUUGUAGAUCUUGAAGCGGACUCGAAGGCGGAAACAUCAAACUUCUGGUCAGAAGGGCCAGGCAAGGAGAUCCAGAACCAGGUCAUCAACAUGCUCAGUUACCUGACAUCGAUUUUCCCUGGAAACGAUGAAAUCAUCGAGUCGGCCUGCAACGUCUUGCGCACCGGCUUCAAGGAGUCCCUUCCGGGUCCAUUCGUUCUUCCGCCAUCCGCGGCCGUUGAUUUCAUCACCAAAACUACAGUGCAAACACCACGUUUGCCAUUUGUACUCGAGACUGCGUGUUGCUGGCUGUCGUCUCACAAACACAAGCGACCUGCCGAUUUCACCGUCCAAGCGCAGCGACUACUUCAGCAUGAUCUAGGCAUUAUGCAAGCGCUACAGCACCCUCGCAACGACCCGGAAAUCGCUGUUGGCUGCAUCGAGCUGAUCCAACAAUUCGUUAACACGGAUCUACGCCUUCUUACGCAGGAACACCCGGACAUCUUACAGGGUAUGUUUGGCUUCUCCAUCGAGUCGAUCAAUUCACCCGAGGUCCUGCCCAAGCGAGCAUCUGCAAAGCUUUGGAAAGACAUCUUUGAGUCAACAGGCAACUCGCAUGGCCAGCAUCAAGGCACAUCGCAGGAUAUUGUGAACCACUUUGGAUAUGCAGUGACCCAUGCAUUGAUCACUAAUGUAUGUGGCGAAGUCGACUUCACAAGCCUGGAGCACAUUGUUGCACCACUGCGUGCACUUGCUCGAUCAGACAAGAACGCAAGAGCCUACAUAACAAGCUCCCUCGCAGAGCAGCCUUUGCUUCAGAGAUUUCAACAGGACGCAGGAGUACAGGAGAUGGUACGCAAAUUCAUUGAAGGGUCCAUGAGGAACGCAAAGAGCUCAACUGGGUUCAAAGACACAGUGAAGGGCUUUUGGCAGAGCUGCAAACAGCUUCAGAUGCAACUGCAGCCGCAAGCCAUGGCUCAAGGCCAUGGUCGUUUCGCAUAG
Molecule: messenger RNA, 3057 nt
Organism: Boeremia exigua
Lineage: Eukaryota; Fungi; Ascomycota; Dothideomycetes; Pleosporales; Didymellaceae
Product: armadillo-type protein
Exons: 7
Coding region: 1-3057 (1018 amino acids)
Biological process (GO): protein import into nucleus
Cellular component (GO): nuclear membrane; cytoplasm
Source: RefSeq, a predicted model, not a curated record